ACUUACGUUGAGAAAGUAGCUUUCUAAAUUUUUGGCGUCUUGUUCGCUUUCCAAAUAUUGGUUAUUCUUGUGUUUCAUACUAUACAAUAUUUGUGUUUUAUCUUGUGUUGUUGUGAGGGUCAUCGCUUCACUUAAAUAACAAAAGUCCGUUGAAUGAAGACUAAUUAGAAAGCAACAUGGAAGCUCUGACAGUUCCGCCAUGAAUGCAAAAUAAAUAGAAAUUGUGGAGGAGCUGGAAGUGAAUAAAGUUAGGAUAGAAGCUUCACAAUGUUGAGAGGUGGGCGUGGUGGUCGUCACAGUCCAGAGCUGUACCCCCACACCUUAAAGUGCUCCAACGCCAGUGACACAAGCUCUGCUUAUAGUGGUAGUGACACUAUGACCUCAGUACACAGUUCUUUAGACAUGGACAUGGAAGUAGACCUAUCCGGUCUCCUUGAGUCCAUAGUUGAUUCUGAUGAGGAGGAAGAUUUGGAGGAAAGCAUGGACAGUUUGACUGUCCGUGAUGCUGUCAGAGAAUGCCUUGAAAAGGAUCCAAAUGAAAGGACAGAUGAAGAUAUUGAAAUACUCCUUGAAUUCACACAACAUUUGAAAGCUUUCACCAAUAUGACUUUAACAGUGAGAAGAGCUCUGUGUGCAGUGAUGGUGUUUGCGGUGGUGGAGAAGGCAGAAACUGUAGUCAUGAAUGAUGGUGAAGAGCAUGAUUCAUGGUCCGUUCUUAUUAAUGGUCAAGUUGGUAUUGAACAUCAGAAUGGAGAUGUGGAACACCUGAAUGUUGGUGACAGCUUUGGAAUGGCAGAGGCUACAUUGGAAAAACUAUAUCAUAGAGGCGUGAUGACUACUAGAUGUGAUGAUUGUCAAUUUGUUUGUGUAACCCAAACAGACUAUUAUCGUAUAUUGCAUCAAGGGGAAGAAAACAUAAGAAGGCAUGAAAAUGAGAAUGGGAUUGUAGUAUUGGUUACUGAAUAUAGAGGUGCCGCUGGAGAAUCAGGGCACCAACAAGGUCAUGUAGUCAUUCGAGGGACACCAGAGCAUUUGAUGUUACAGCUUAUUGAAGAUAAUUCUCGUGAUUCUACAUAUGUCGAAGAUUUUUUAUUAACUCACAGAACCUUUAUUGAAAGCCCCUUAGUUGUAGCCAAACAGUUGCUUGCCUGGUUUUCUGAACCAUCUGUACGUGACAAAGUUACUAGGGUAGUUUUAUUAUGGGUCAAUAAUCAUUUCACUGAUUUUGAAACUGAUCCAAAUAUGAUGGAAUUCCUAGAAAGCUUUGAAUCUGCUCUUGAAUGUGAAAAAAUGGAAAGUCAGUUGAGGCUAUUAAAUAUAGCUUGUUCAGCCAAGGCUCGUACUAGAAGUGUUACUUUAUCUCGCUCUUCUAGAGAUGAACCUCUAAACUUUACCAUUUUAGGAGGAUAUGAAAGGGGAUAUGAAAUCUUUAUUCUCAAAGUAGAAAAGCACUCUAAGGCUGAAGAUGUAGGAUUAAAAAGAGGAGACCAAAUAAUUGAGGUAAAUGGCCAGUCCUUUCAACAUGUUAGUCAUGCUAAAGCAAUGGAUAUUAUUACAGGUUCCACACACUUGUGCAUAACUGUAAAAAGUAAUUUAUUAUCCUUUAAACAAAUGCUCCACAUGCCAGAAAAUUUGCCAAGGCAAAGAGGAUGCGCCAGUAUGGUUCGUUGGCAAACAGAUCCCAGAGCAAGAUUAUCCACUGCUGAACUUCUUAGCGAUGAUCCUAUUACCCUUACCCCAGUAUUUCAAUCUCCUACCAAAAAACCACAGCAAAUAAAUAUCAAAAAAGAGCCACAAAAAGGGUUUAUGACUUUAGGUCCUAAAAAGCUACACAAGGCUUUAAUGAAAAUGAAUAUACUUCCAAAAAAUACAAUUACAGAUGGUAUUCACAACGAUGAUAGUAUUAUCACAAAUUCCGAAACUUUAAAUAAAGCCAACUCUAGUAGCGCAUUCUACAAUUCUCAUAGUAAUCCAGAUUUAAUUUCCAUAUGUUAUGAUGACUAUCAGUCAUCAGAUUAUCUAUAUCCUGAACAUGUACUCAAAGUAUAUAAAGCUGACCAAACCUGCAAGUAUUUGUUGGUCCAUAAGGAGACUACUGCUAGAGAGGUUGUUAUGCUUACCUUACAGGAAUUUGGCAUUACAGAUCCCAGUUCUAAUUUCUCUCUGUGUGAAGUUUCUGUGGCACAGGGGGGUAUCAUAAAGCAACACAGAUUGCCUGACCAAUUGCAAAAUCUUGCCGAGCGUAUUGGUCUCAGUUCGCGCUACUAUCUUAAGACUAAUGGAGUAAGUGAAACUUUAGUACCUGAUGAAAUGGCACCAGAAUUGUUGAGAGAAAGUGUUGUACAUUUCCUGCAACUGAAUGCUGUUGAAGUUGCAGUGCAAUUGACUCUACAAGACUUUUGCAUCUUCCGACAAAUUGAAAGCACCGAGUAUGUUGAUGACCUCUUUGAAUUGAAAAGUAGAUAUGGUACACCAAUGUUAUCACAAUUUGCAGGACUUGUGAACAAAGAGAUGUUUUGGGUUGUAACUGAAGUAGUCAAUGAGCAAAAUCUUGUUAGAAGAUCAAAAAUAAUAAAACAGUUUAUAAAAGUUGCCCGUCAUUGUAAAGAAUGCAAGAAUUUUAACUCAAUGUUUGCAAUAAUAUCUGGAUUAGGCCAUGGAGCUGUAUCCAGGCUUCGUAUGACAUGGGAAAAAUUACCAACCAAAUAUAAUAAACUAUUUUCAGACCUGCAAAUGCUUAUGGAUCCAUCUAGAAAUAUGUCAAAAUAUCGACAGCUUGUAACAACUGAACAAGGUAGAUCUCCAGUGAUUCCAUUUUAUCCAGUGGUUAGGAAAGAUUUAACAUUUAUUCAUCUUGGUAAUGAUACUAAAGUUGAAGGAAUGGUUAAUUUUGAAAAAUUACGAAUGAUUGCUAAAGAGGUUAGAACACUUACUAACAUGUGCAGUUCACCAUAUGAUCUUCUAACAUUAUUGGAAUUAGGCAAACAGCCUCCUUCUAAUGCUAUGGUUGCAUUGAACCAACUGACAACUGGUGUGCAACAAGGACAGGUGACUGUCAAGAGAAGGAAAAAAUCAGCCAAUGUACCCAACCACAAGAAAAUGUUUGAGGAAGCACAAAUGGUUAGAAGAGUCAAAGCAUAUUUAAAUAGAAUGCAUGUGGAAACAGAUGAAGAACGCCUUCAUGCACUAUCACUGGAAUGUGAAGGUUCUGGACCUGCACCAAUGGUUCCUCGCCGGCGACACCCAUCCCCCUCUUUAUCAACAACCAGUAGCGCAUCUUCGGCCAGCGAAAGCAAAAAGAGUUUUGCAGGAAAUAAAUUUGGCACUGCUUCACCACAAGCAGUUCGAAAAUUACUAGCGCUGUCUGAACCUGCUAAAACUAGGCCGCAUCAGCCAAGGCCACCACCUUCAGGCCCAUCCCCUUGCUCGCACCGACGAGAUGGUCCAGUUGUGGGUAUCUGCUGUUCUCGCGCAGCACACGAAAGAUCUCAUUCUGAUACGCCUACACCACUGCCGGUGGAUUUGUCAGCAGAGAGUAGCAGUGUGACAUCAUUAGUUAACUUGCCAUUAAGAAAAACGGGUUCAGCCACAUCAAGUGACAGCGGCCAUGGAUCGUGUACGACAGCGAGCUGUGUGCGGCCGGUCCCACCACCUCGCAUGCCCUACACUCUCGCUGCACAGGUGGCGCGACUCGAGCGACUCAGCCGCGCUCACUCACAUGAGGGUGUCACACGAGCGUACGACUAUUACCACGACACGCCAGAUGACGAAGACGACGAUCAACAAGUUUCCGCUGUUUAAAAUUUUAAAUACUCUCAAACAUCUAUUUAUAUAGAUCACUUUUGUAAUCUCACUUGACAAAUAGAUAGCACGAGUUACAUACAUUUUUCAUAUAAAAUAUUAUUAUUAUUAUUAAAAAUAAAUAUCAUAUUGUAUGUAUCCCUUACAAAUAAGUUUAAAGACUGUAUAAUUUUAACAUUUAAUUAGAAUGUGUCCUAGUGUUACAUAGUGUAAAAUUAAUACCCUUUAAGCCAUGCCUCUAUUAAUUAUAUUAUAAUUAAAAUUAAUGUGACCCACCAUGUUCCAGUUAUUAUUAUAUAGAGAUGUUUUAAUGUUUAGCAUUACUUGGGGAAUUAUUCCAUAUUCGCCUUUGGUAUCUCUACAUUCCGUUAUUUGUAUAUUUUUUAUAUUGUCAUUAUUUAUAAUAUGCAACUUAGACCAAAUAAUAAUUAAUG
Molecule: messenger RNA, 4235 nt
Organism: Pararge aegeria (speckled wood butterfly)
Lineage: Eukaryota; Metazoa; Arthropoda; Insecta; Lepidoptera; Nymphalidae
Gene: PDZ-GEF
Product: rap guanine nucleotide exchange factor 2
Exons: 2
Coding region: 268-3801 (1177 amino acids)
Biological process (GO): Ras protein signal transduction; positive regulation of GTPase activity
Cellular component (GO): plasma membrane; apical plasma membrane
Molecular function (GO): guanyl-nucleotide exchange factor activity; protein binding
Source: RefSeq, a predicted model, not a curated record